GUUCGUUGCUAAGAGACGCGUUGUGUUCAUGUUGCUGAGGCGCAAGGAAGAAAAUUUAGACGUAUAGAUAGCUUAAAACAGAAAUACGGCCCAUUUAGCGGUGAAACAGUAGAGUUUACCCACAGUCAGUGGAAGUUAUUCGCUUUAAUGGUGAAGCUGAGGGCGAGGUGUCUGCUUGUCGGAGAUGCUGCAGUGGGAAAAAGUGCCCUCUCUCAUAUAUUCUACAGCGAUGGCACACUCUUCCAGAAGAACUACAGCAUGACAACAGGAGUGGAGCUGCUAAUGAAAUGUGUCAACAUCCCAGAGACCAACGACAGUGUGGAGCUCUACAUCAUAGACUCUGCAGGGAAGGAGACAUUAGUGGAAGCCUGUGAGAAAAUGUGGGGUAAACCUUCACUGCUCUGCCUGGUUUUUGACCUGACCAGUGAGCAGUCUUUUGCCAACUGCAGCCGCUGGAUGGAGAGAGUCCGUGCCCGCUGCCAGGGUCUCCAAGUUCCAGGUGUCUUGGUGGGCAACAAGUCAGACCUGUCUGCUAGAAGGGAGGUGCAGGCAUCCGUGGCCAAGGAAUGGGCCCAGAGCCAGGGAUUGGAGUACCACGAAACAUCGGCCAAGGAGAUGGAAAACUGUGACGCGCCUCUCCUCACUUUGGCCCGGGCCUUCCACUCUCUCUACCAAGAGCGCCGUGAAACCAUCCAAAACCUUAAUCCAGGCUAGACCCACCCCCUCCCACUCACACACACACACACCUUGACUUUCACCAACAGGACAUCAGGCAAAAGAUAUUCAUUCAGAGACUUUAUUAGACUGAGGGUUAUUGAAGCUUUAGUUAGAUAACACACGUAAGAUGAACUCUUUUCUAUUGCACCACUGAAACUGCACAACAAGCCCAGAAUGACUUGUUUGGGAUAAUAUUUUAAUAUAACUGCAAAUAAAGUUGUUUGUGAUAAUCAG
Molecule: messenger RNA, 951 nt
Organism: Stegastes partitus (bicolor damselfish)
Lineage: Eukaryota; Metazoa; Chordata; Actinopteri; Pomacentridae
Gene: ift27
Product: intraflagellar transport 27 homolog (Chlamydomonas)
Exons: 7
Coding region: 148-714 (188 amino acids)
Molecular function (GO): GTPase activity; GTP binding
Source: RefSeq, a predicted model, not a curated record